This is a messenger RNA of Cornus florida, 994 nucleotides long. RefSeq names its product dof zinc finger protein DOF1.2. Gene Ontology annotation, molecular function: DNA binding; DNA-binding transcription factor activity. Bases 66 to 857 code for a protein of 263 amino acids. The transcript has a single exon. Lineage: Eukaryota; Viridiplantae; Streptophyta; Magnoliopsida; Cornales; Cornaceae. The record is from RefSeq and is a predicted model, not a curated record. Gene Ontology annotation, biological process: regulation of DNA-templated transcription.
UUUCUCUCACCUCAUAUCAUUCCUCACUUUCUCUCUCUAGAAAUACACACUUUUGUGAUAUUAUUAUGUUCACGAGCACGAGUGAUCAAAUGUUGCAGUGCCCUCCAAGAGCGCCAUUGGUGAUGAUGGAGAGAAGAUGGAAGUCAAGCGUUGAAGUAGCACCCAAUUGUCCCAGGUGUGCCUCUCCCAACACAAAGUUUUGUUACUACAACAAUUACAGCUUGUCACAGCCUAGGUACUUCUGCAAAGGCUGUAGGAGGUACUGGACUAAAGGUGGGUCCCUCCGAAACGUCCCGGUAGGCGGCGGUUGUCGGAAAAGCAGACGAUCGAGGUCCGUACGGGCCCCGGUGUCGGACACUAGGUACGGUUGCAGUACGCCUAGCACCGGCAGCAUUUCAACCAAUGACGUGCCACCAAGUGGACAUGUGGGGACCGAUAUCGAUUUGGCCGCGGUUUUCGCCAACUACUUGAAUCAAAACAAUGAAGUGGUUGAAACCAAUUUGCCAAAUGAUUCCCGGCUAGAAGAUGUGCUGAUCGAGUGCCAUGAGCCGUCUGAUCCUACCAAAAAAGCCCAGUUGCUCGAAGACAUUACUCAUGUGUUUGUAGGUGAUAGUCGACGUGAUGAUAAAGUUGAAGAGCUUACCAGAAAUGAAAUUGAUGCUUUUGGAUUAUUUACCGAUGAAGUUGAACAAGAUAUUCUAUGGUCCGACGAUGCUGCAACGGCUUUUUCUAGCUUUGCAUUGCAAGAGUUUGGAUCACUUUCAUCCGAUGAUCACUCCAAGUAUUCUGCAACUUUAGUGGAUGAUUACUGGAAUUCAUUUGAUCUGUCUGCGUACGAGGUUUUUCCAAGACCAUGAACAACCCUAAUUCAUUGAGGGGUUUAUUUUUUUAUUUUUAUUUUUAUUUAUUUAAUUUUUUUUUUUGAGAGAUUGCAAAUUAUUAUACUAUAUUUCAAUGGAAUUGAAAUAAAACCACAUUAGUGGGAUUAAUUUUA